Molecule: messenger RNA, 1675 nt
Organism: Cajanus cajan (pigeon pea)
Lineage: Eukaryota; Viridiplantae; Streptophyta; Magnoliopsida; Fabales; Fabaceae
Product: Nucleotide-sugar transporter family protein
Source: RefSeq, a predicted model, not a curated record
UCCUAAUGGAAUGUAGAGCAUAGUAAUAGUAUCCGAGUGGACACCGACAGGGAACCUAAACAUGUGCAGCGUAGAGUUAUAAGGUCUGAAAGGGAGGCAUCGAAAGCGUUAAGCGUGGUCCACCCGAACAGGCAAACCCUCUUUUAUUAUUGUUUCCUCAAUCGAACGGCCCCAAAUCUGAAAUCUGAAAUCUGAAAUCUGAGUGGAGUGGAGAUCUAGCACAGCACAGCACAGCACAGUAGAGCAGUGAGUAGCAGCAUGGUGGAGGCGCAGACAUGGACGACGCGCCGAAUGAGCAAUCCGAGGCUGGACAGUCAGAGCGAGCAAGUGGUGGACAUCCCAGCCACUCCGCCGGGGGAGCUCCGGAACAGCUUCGGAUCCAGCGGCGGAGGCACCCUGACAGCGCUGAUAAUCGCGUCCUGGUACCUCUCGAACAUCGGCGUGCUCCUUCUGAACAAGUAUCUGCUGAGCUUCUACGGGUACCGCUUCCCCAUCUUCCUCACAAUGCUCCACAUGCUAUCCUGCGCCGCCUACUCCUACGCCGCCAUCAACUUCCUGGAGCUGGUCCCCCUCCAGCACAUCCACUCCAAGAACCAGUUCCUCAAGAUCUUCGCCCUCAGCGCCAUCUUCUGCUUCUCCGUCGUCUGCGGCAACACCUCCCUCCGCUACCUCCCCGUCUCCUUCAACCAGGCCAUCGGCGCCACCACCCCCUUCUUCACCGCCAUCUUCGCCUUCCUCAUCACCUGCAAGAAGGAAACCGCCGAGGUCUACCUGGCGCUCUUGCCCGUCGUCUUCGGCAUCGUGGUGGCCAGCAACAGCGAGCCCUUGUUUCACCUCUUCGGCUUCCUCGUCUGCGUCGGUUCCACCGCCGGUCGCGCCUUGAAGUCGGUGGUUCAGGGGAUUCUCUUGACCUCCGAGGCGGAGAAGCUUCACUCCAUGAACCUUCUUCUCUACAUGGCUCCCGUGGCGGCUUUGAUUUUGUUGCCCUUCUCUCUCUACAUUGAAGGGAAUGUGCUGGCUUUGACCAUUCACAAGGCUAGAGGAGACCCCUUCAUUGUUUUUCUUCUGCUCGGGAACGCCACUGUCGCUUACUUGGUCAACCUCACCAAUUUCUUGGUCACCAAGCACACCAGUGCCUUGACGUUGCAGGUCUUGGGGAAUGCCAAGGCCGCCGUCGCCGCCGUCGUUUCGGUUCUCAUUUUCAGGAACCCUGUCACCGUUAUGGGCAUGGCGGGCUUCGCCGUCACCAUCAUGGGUGUCGUGCUUUACAGCGAGGCUAAGAAGAGGUCCAAGGUCACCACUCAUUGAUCAAUUCAUCGCUUCACACUUCACAACACCACGUUUCUAUUUUUUUCUUUUUGCCUUCUCCGGGUAUUACUUUCUUUGCUUUUGCAUAAUUUUAGUUUGAUUUAAUUAUAUUUCCGUGGAAUUGGGUCGCUUAAUUACAGCAAUUGGACUGUAUAGGGAGGAAAACAAGGAGAAAGGGGUUGGGUUGGGUUGGGUUGGGUUGUGUUGUGUUGGGUUUCUGAUUUUCUCUCAUGCCCGUUGUGUAAGCUCUAUAUAUGAAAUGCUCCAUACAUAAAACGUUCAAAGAACGAAAACUUAUGUGUAUUUGACCAGGGAGGAAAAUUCUCCCGAGUUCCAUUUUCUUAAUCACAUCAUCUUUUUUUUUUUU